Messenger RNA from Rotaria sp. Silwood2, 1602 nucleotides. The record is from the annotation of a GenBank genome assembly. NCBI's taxonomy places the organism in Eukaryota, Metazoa, Rotifera, Eurotatoria, Philodinida, Philodinidae.
AUGAAUAAAGCUAAAGGUCGAACAUAUAUUCAAUGUUUUUUUGGUUUGAUUAUAUUUAUUUUACUUCUUUUAUUUAUUUUUCAACAUGAUUUGAAAUUGAAAUGGAUUUAUGAAGAAUCUGCUCGAAUUAAUUCAGUAUUAAUGAGAAGAUCCGAGAUUAAAUUACUUUCAUUAUAUGAAAAUGAAUUGUCUCGUGUAGAACAAGAUUCAUUUAAACCAAUUUUUCAUAAUCAUUAUUUGACAUUAAAAUUAAACUUAACAUCAAUGGGAAAGAAUUAUUUAAAUUAUUUUAAAAAUGAUUCCAACGAGAAAAUUGAUUGUCUUAAAAUAACCUGUUUAAAAAAAUUGAAAAAUAUUAAUGAUUUUCAUCCAAUUUGUCAUAUUUAUUUGAAUUUUCGUGUGACAAUAUUAAAUUUUACAGAAAUAUAUUUGAUAUUUUUAUCAAAAAAUUCGAGUUGUUCAUUAUCAUUAAAAAAUACAUCUGGUUUUAUAUCUCUUGAUAUUCACCAAAUGUUUUUAAUUGAUGAUAAAUUUCGUUUUACUUAUCAAUGGUCGAAUUUUGAUCAAGAAAAAUUAUUCUCUUGGUUUCAAUGGCCUUUAACAACGAAAUGUUUAAACUCGGCUUUGAAGAAUUUACUUGAAAAUAAAAAUCAACCUUCAGAAUUACAUUUCAAUUCUUUUAAAUGUUCUUCUGUAGAUAUUUUAAUUCAUUCAACUUCACGAGAAUUAUUUCUUAGAGAACAAGAAGCUCUUUCAUAUUGGUUUGAUUUGCAAAAUAAUGAGUCAAUUAAUAAAAAUUUUUUGGAUAAAAACAAUAUUUCAAUUAAAACAAGACGUCUAGUUCCAUUUGAAAUAGCAAAAAAUAAUAAAGUAUGUUCAGAAAAAUUUCAAAAUUGGAUUUUAAAUUAUCAAAAAUGGCAUGAAAAUAUUACUUUUAAUAUUAAUAAUCGAUCAAUGACAUUUGAACAACAAUUUCAACGUAUAAUUGAACUUAAUGUUCGUUUUUUAAUCUAUGAAAAACAUACAUCAGGUAUUGCUGAUCGAAUAAUUCAUUUCAUUUCAAGUUAUUUAGCAGCAUUAUUAACAAAUCGAUUAUUUAUAUUUGAUAAAAAUUGGUCAGAAUUUAUAGACAUUAUGCAGUCGAGUUUAAAUUAUCAACCAGAAUCAGUUAUUCCUUGGUUUUCUCGGUUUGAUAUGAUUAAGAAAAAUUUAUCUUUAAACAUUCAAAAUAAUUUAACAAUAAAAGAUUAUUGGUUUUCUUUCGAUCGACACAAUACAGACUAUGAUUAUGAAAAACAUUGUCGUGAACGUAUUCUUAUAUUUAGAGGUCAUACAGGAGGUGUUAUACAUGCAAUAAAAUCAAAUUCAAGUGUCUAUAGGAAAUUUUUAACUAUUGAUCUUGAAAUGAAUCCAGAAAAUAUUUUUGGAUAUAAUAUAACUUCACGUGAUAUUCGUUAUGCUUAUUUUUUGGGAACUUUAGAUGAUUGGGUUUUGUUACAUAAAAAUAUCAAACUAUUUCGAUUAUUUACAAUAAAUGAAGAUAAUUUCUUCGUUCAUAUUGAUGUUAUUUUUAUCUACUUUGGAUAUGAUUUUUCAAUUUAA